Molecule: messenger RNA, 2250 nt
Organism: Durio zibethinus
Lineage: Eukaryota; Viridiplantae; Streptophyta; Magnoliopsida; Malvales; Malvaceae
Product: mitogen-activated protein kinase kinase kinase 17-like
Biological process (GO): signal transduction; protein phosphorylation
Molecular function (GO): protein kinase activity; ATP binding
Source: RefSeq, a predicted model, not a curated record
UGCAAUAUCUACAGUCUCUUCAUAGAAAUGGCCGGGAAUCACUUUUGUUCAUGUCCUCUACCUGGCGAAUGGAUGAAGGGCAAAGUUAUUGGAUCAGGAUCAUUUGGAAAUGUCCAUAUAGCCAUGAACAAGGCUACUGGUGCACUUUUUGUUGUGAAAUCUGCAGUGUCUUGUCCUGGACUUCAAUCUCUAGAGAAUGAGGCUACCAUUCUUGAAGGCCUGAGUUCCCCAUUCAUUGUUCAAUGCAUGGGAAAGGAGUUAUCAAAGGACUCAAAUGGUGAUCGUAAAAUCAGCAUAUUCAUGGAGUACAUGGCUAGUGGUAGUUUGUCUGACGUGGCAGAGAAAUUCGGUGGAGCAUUGGACGAAGAAGUGAUCCGGUUAUACACCCGACAGAUUCUAUGCGGUUUGAAGUACCUUCACGAGAAUGGGAUCGUGCAUUGUGAUCUCAAGUGCAAAAAUGUGCUUUUAGGCUCCUCAGGGCAUGUAAAACUGACAGAUUUUGGAUGUGCAAAGAAGCUUAAAGACAUGAAAAAUAAGAGGGGGUUAGAAGGGUCUUGGCAAUCUGUUGGAGGGACUCCUUUGUGGAUGGCUCCUGAAGUUUUGAGAAAUGAAGGGUUGGAUUAUGCUUCAGAUAUUUGGUCCCUGGGAUGCACAGUGAUUGAAAUGGCCACUGGCAGGCCGCCUUGGAGUGAUGAGGUUUCGAAUCCAGUAGCAGCUAUUUUGAAGAUUGCAUGUAGCAACCAAAUGCCUCGUUUUCCAUCACACUUUUCAAGGGAAGGGUUGGAUUUCUUGGACAAAUGCUUGGAAAGACAUCCAAAAUGGAGGUGGACAGCAGAAGAAUUGCUUGAACAUCCAUUUAUUUCAGGAAAAUCAGUCAGUAAUUCCAGAAUAGAUGGAUCAUGUUCACCCUCAAGCAUUUUAGAUAUCAGUGGCAUGUACGAUUGUGAUUAUGAUUCAGAUGAACCAGGGAGUUUCAAUGAGGAUGAGUCCCUUCACAUUAACCGAUUUUCCACAAGACAUUGUAUUCAAAGAAAGGGAACGGACAGCAGGCAGCAGGCGGAAAUUGACUUGGAACCAUUGGAUAAUUGGAUUACUGUUAGAUCUGCUGGACAAUUUUAAUCUGUAUCAUAAUACAUCAAUAAGCCAGAAGUUUACCAAGGCCAAGGUGUUAGUUUAUCUUUUUGGUAAAAAAUGUUGUACAGAUUUUCAUUUCUUAAAUCAUAUUGCACAGAUUGUAGGAGAAAACAAAAUCAUGAUAAUAGCAAAAACUCUUUAGUCCCAAUUACUACAAUUUAGGAUGAUCACAACAAAUUAACUUGCACUCGGAUCGUCCAAUCUGGUUUUUGUCAAGAAACGUUGAGUAAUCGAUGUCAGUUCGUCUCAGGAAAAAUCUGUUACAACAGUUAGUUUCAUUUGCUCUGCCGUAAAUCAAGCUAUCAUUCCUCUGCGAGACUGCCGUAAAUCUAACGGCAAUAAAACUUUUAAAUUGAUAUUUUGGUCUGGGUCUGUUACUGAAUGGCCCCUUUGGACCAGAAGAGAAAGAGCUCAUCAAAGUCAAAUGAUGGUUUUUCUUUGAUUGAGUUAAUCUGGGGCUAAUGUUUUCAUUUGACCCUGCUGUGACGGGCUCUUCAGCCCAAAUUUAAUUUUAAUUGGGCCUUCUCAUUAUCCAGUUUUGGCGAAUUUUAGUUUGUGUUUUUUCUUUUGAAGCAACUGUAUAAUUUGAAUCUUUCAUUGACAACUCAUUCUAAUUUUUUUUUUCCAGCUUUUUCCAUCUAAUUCAAUUAAUUAGCAAAUAAAACUCAUUUUAAGCAUAUUUUAAUAUAGCAUGCAAUGACAAUCCAACUAACUCCGAAUAAUUCAUAAACAUUUGUAUAACUUUCUGAUUAGAAACUGGCCAAUUAUUGGACUUGUGAAGCAUCAAUGUACGCACGUCUUCUCAAUUAUAACUUUAAUUUUCAAAUAAUGUACUUGACUUUCUUUCUUUCUGUCGGUUGCUCUCUAUCUCUUUCUCUGUCCGACAUUUCAUUCUUUAGCUAUUUGCUAAUGGAGAAACAAGUUGGUUUGGCUAGUUGGAAAGCUUUUCAAUGGAGUAACAAGAAGCUGUAUGUUGAACGUGGGAGAUGGCUGUAGGCCUUUAGUUCACAUCGCACGACAGGAAUAUGGACAAGCUGAACAACAAUAAUUUUUUGUUAUUUUGGUGGUUGUUAACGUGGUAAGAUGGUGACACGCAUUGAAUUGCAUGUGCAUAGC